Dipodomys spectabilis (banner-tailed kangaroo rat) is the source of this 2670-nucleotide messenger RNA. It is a transcript of the gene Znf572, whose product is annotated as zinc finger protein 572. The record is from RefSeq and is a predicted model, not a curated record. Lineage: Eukaryota; Metazoa; Chordata; Mammalia; Rodentia; Heteromyidae.
UGCCUGUGGCAUACAAUUUUCUAAAUGACUUCUAAGGGCCAUAUUUCUUCAUUAUAGUGCACAUUAUAGAGCAUUCUAUACUUGUAAUUGUUAACUUUGUAAUGGUUGGGAAGGAAGGAGCAGGACAAAACUAGAAUACCUUCAAGCAUGACACCUGUUUCCUUUCCCCAGGGUUUCUGAUUGCAAGCCUGGCUGCGAGAGUUGCAAUGGAGCAAGGAAGAAAGCUGUUAGUUCCAGCUUCUCAUGGCUUCACCAAGAAGGUAGAGUUUGAAAAGCCUAUUUACAGAUGUCCUAAUGAAACUAAGACUAGUUUAAGAACUUUUCUACACAAUAAUCUGGAUACAGAUAAACUUAAUGAGAGUGCUUAAUGGUCUAAAAGACAUGGUCCGCAGAAUUCUAAGCAUGAUGAUAAUGAAGAAGUACCACUGAUAAUGUUCCAAGGAAAUCAGAUUUGGUGUCACAAUUCCUAUGAAAAUGAAGGUAAGUUAGAGAUUUUGGGAAAUCCUACAAGGAAAGAGAAUGAUAUACUCCAUCUUCAGGAAUGGGAUUCCGUAGAUCACAGCACAUCUUCUGCUCAGCCAAAUUUACCCUUUGGACACAAGCCCUACAAGUGUUUCGAGUGUUGGAAAAGUUUCAGUAAUAGUUCUCAUUUGCGUACUCACGAGAGGACCCAUUCAGGAGAAAAGCCUUAUAAAUGCUCUGAGUGUGGGAAAUGCUUUUCUAACAGUUCUCACCUAACUCAGCAUCUAAGAUCUCACACAGGAGAGAAGCCCUACCAGUGUGCAGAGUGUGGGAAAAGCUUCAGCAAUACUUCCCACCUCAUUAUCCAUGAGAGAACUCAUACAGGAGAGAAACCCUACAAAUGUCCUGACUGUGGGAAGAGUUUCAGUAGCAGCUCCCACCUUAUUCAGCAUCACAGAUCACAUACAGGUGAAAAGCCGUAUGAGUGUCCUGUUUGUGGAAAAGGCUUCAGCCACAGCUAUGUCCUCAUAGAACACCAAAGGACUCACACUGGAGAGAAACCCUACAGAUGCCCAGAUUGUGGAAAGAGUUUUACUCAGAGUUCCAGCCUGAUUCGUCACCAGCGGACACACACAGGUGAGAAGCCCUACAAAUGUCUUGAGUGUGGAAAAAACUUUGGUUGUAAUUCUACUCUAACAAAGCAUCAAAGAAUACAUACAGGAGAAAAACCUUAUCAGUGUCCAGAGUGUGGGAAGGAUUUUAGUCGAAGUUCAAGCCUUCUUUCACACCAGAAAACACACACAGGAGAAAAAUCUGAUGGGAAAUUUGAAUGUGAAGAAAGCGUGCUUCAGAGAUGCAGUGUGAUAGAAAAAUGCAUAGUCCCACCAGAAGAGAAACCAUAUAAAUGUUGUGAAUGUGGAAAGAGUUUUGGCCUUAGCUCCCAUCUCAUUAGACAUCAGAGAACACAUACUGGGGAAAAGCCUUAUCGAUGUUCUGAGUGCUGGAAAACAUUCAGUCAGAGCUCUACUCUAAUGAUUCACCAGAGGACACACACGGGAGAGAAGCCUUAUAAAUGUCCUGAUUGUGGUGAGCACUUCAGUCAGAGCUUUAACCUUAUCAGGCACCGGAGGACCCACAUAGGAGAAAAACCUUACAAAUGUGUCAACUGUGAGAAAUGCUUCAGCAGAAGUGCUUACCUCAGUCAGCAUCAGAAAAGUCACAUCAAAAAGUCUUUUGAAUCUUCAGAAGUGAGAAGUUUUCCCCAUGAGUGGACAUGGAAAACGUGCUCAGGGGAGAUGGUCCUCAUCCCUUCCUCACUCUCAAAUUCAUCUUCCUGAGUCCCAGAGGCCUGGUGGUCCCCCAACCCCACCCCGCCCCCACUGCUACCCAUGGUGCCCUGAGGUUUCAGUGGGUAUAUUGGUUAAGGAAGAAUCAGAUGUCUAAGGUCUGGGAUCUAUCCAGUAAGAGACACCAUCAAGGAUGAAGAAAAAGAUCGUUGUUGUGAUUGUUUUAAAGCAAGAUAUAAAAGGCUCCAAGUAAAAAUUCAGAUAAUAACCCAAGGGUAAAGAAGUGGGCUCAUAAGAACAUUAUCUAGACCAGAAACCAGAACUGGGGAGGAGGGGGCCUAGAAUCUUGAGUUCUGUUCUUAAUUUUUGUGUGUGAUAGUACUGUGAUUUGAACCCAAGACUUCUCUAACUUGAGGCAGGUGCUCUGCCACUCCCCAGCUUGUUUUUAAAUUUUGAUAAUCUUUCUUCCCUCAGGGUUUUCAUUAUGUAAUUCCUAGUCUAGUCUGAUCAGAGAAUGGGUUUGUUUCCUAAUUGACCCACUAAUUCUGAAUCAGUGGUCAGAGACCAUUUGCCUUUGACCUUGAGAUUCCUUAGCUUCUGUUUGGUCACCUCUUGAUGUAUUUGGUCUAUGGAUCUGAUAACUGAGACCUCAUAGUCUGUUCUGUGGGAGUCUUGCUUUGGGACAUACUAGUGCAAAAAGUAGAUGAAGAGAAAGUUCAGGACUCCUUUGAGGUGCUCAGGAUUUCAACGCAUUGUUGGGUUUGACAUACAUUGUGUGAAGAUUAUGUAGAGAUGGAUAUUAGGCACGUGAAACCAGACAGGGCCAACUCUGCUGUGAAGGGUGUAGUUGGUGAGGAAUCUGGUGACAGGAGGCUUUAUGAUUGUGGUAUUGAUGAAACAAUUGCAUCUUUUUUUUUUUUUU